This is a messenger RNA of Trichoderma reesei QM6a, 795 nucleotides long. RefSeq lists its product as uncharacterized. The transcript is spliced from 4 exons. Bases 1 to 795 code for a protein of 264 amino acids. The record is from RefSeq and is a predicted model, not a curated record. NCBI's taxonomy places the organism in Eukaryota, Fungi, Ascomycota, Sordariomycetes, Hypocreales, Hypocreaceae. Gene Ontology annotation, molecular function: oxidoreductase activity.
AUGCAUCUUUCACUUGCUGGCAAAACAGCUCUCGUCACCGGUGGCAUCAGAGGCAUCGGGCGAGGCAUUUCCCUCGAACUUGCUCGCCGAGGUGCUAACGUCGCCAUGGUGUAUGCCAAUCCCAGCCGUACUGAGACCGCCAAUCAAGCAGUCAAUGACAUCCUCUUACUUGGCUCUGGCGCAAAGGCUAUUGGCAUUCAGGCCGAUCUAAAGGUGUUCGAAAAUUAUCAGAAGAUCAUUGACGAGACGCUGCGAGGACUUGGUGUUACGAAUAUUGAUAUUACCGAAAUAGUGCACAAUGCAGCAGUCGCCUGGCCUGUCUCGACGGAAGAUACUUCGGAACAGUUAUACGAUGAUACAAUGAUCACAAACAUUCGUGCUCCAUUCUUCCUUACGAAGACAAUGCUCCCGCAUAUCCCGCGCGGAGGGCGUAUCAUUCUCAUUUCCUCCAUUGCAGCUCGGCGAUUCUCUUUCGGAAUGAGUCAGACAGCUUACGCGAUUAGCAAGGCAGCUAUUGAGGCGCUCGCAAGAAAUUGGGCCGUCGAAUUUGGUCAGUCGCGGGGAAUUACAGUGAACGCGUUGUCUGUGGGGUUUGUGGAAACCGAGAUGGUGCAAAGCCUUUCUCCCGAUAGCCUUGAAGCUUACCGCAAGGAAAAUGCACGCGUUACUGCUGCAGCACCAAGGAGCGGCACGCCAGAUGACAUUGCGCAGAUCGCGGCAUUCAUCGCCAGCGAGGAGUCACGUUGGGUAACCGGGAGCACCGUUUCUGCAAACGGCGGGAAAUGGCCCAUCUAG